Molecule: messenger RNA, 3532 nt
Organism: Ochotona curzoniae (black-lipped pika)
Lineage: Eukaryota; Metazoa; Chordata; Mammalia; Lagomorpha; Ochotonidae
Gene: DTX4
Product: deltex E3 ubiquitin ligase 4
Exons: 9
Coding region: 239-2101 (620 amino acids)
Biological process (GO): Notch signaling pathway; protein ubiquitination
Cellular component (GO): nucleoplasm
Molecular function (GO): zinc ion binding; ubiquitin protein ligase activity
Source: RefSeq, a predicted model, not a curated record
CGGCGGCGCGCAGUCCCAGCCAGGCGGCCCCGCUUUCCGGGCCCCGGUGGAUGCGUGGCCUGGGAGGAGCCCAUGGGCCGGAGCUGAGGCUGCCCGGGGCGUCGGGGCGCGCGGCGAGGGGCGCGGUCGAGGCCCGGAGGCGGCGGCGCAGGAGGAAGCGGAGGAGGUCGGGCACGCCGGGCUCGGGAGGCGGUCAGCGCAGCGCCGCCGCCUUCGCUGCCGCAGCCCCGGGUUCGUCAUGCUCCUGGCCUCGGCCGUGGUGGUCUGGGAAUGGCUGAACGAGCACGGCCGCUGGCGUCCCUACAGCCCGGCCGUGAGCCACCACAUCGAGGCGGUGGCCCGCGCCGGCCCCCGCGCCGGGGGCAGCGUGGUGCUGGGCCAGGUGGAUAGCCGGCUCGCGCCCUACAUCAUCGAUCUGCAGUCCAUGAACCAGUUCCGACAAGACACGGGGACCCUCCGCCCAGUUCGCCGCAAUUACUAUGACCCAUCCUCGGCCCCUGGGAAGGGCGUGGUGUGGGAGUGGGAGAACGACAAUGGCUCUUGGACGCCCUAUGACAUGGAGGUGGGCAUCACCAUUCAACAUGCCUACGAGAAGCAGCACCCCUGGAUCGACCUCACGUCCAUCGGCUUUAGUUACGUCAUCGACUUCAGCACCAUGGGCCAGAUCAACCGGCAGACCCAGCGCCAGCGCCGUGUCCGCCGCCGUCUCGACCUCAUCUACCCCAUGGUCACUGGCACCUUGCCUAAGGCUCAGUCCUGGCCAGUCAGUCCUGGCCAGCCAGCCUCCUCACCCCCUGUGCCACCCUGCUCCUGUCCACAGUGUGUCUUGGUGAGGAGUGUUAAGGCGGCGGUGACCAACGGAAGCACUGGGCCCCCACAACCCCCUGCAGCCCGCAAAAACAUGCCCCCUUCUGGAGUAGUCAAGCUGUCUUCACCACCAGGCCCUGGAACCAAGCUACCGGACGGCACAGGUACCAUUCGAGGCCCAGUAAAGACCGCCCCACCGCAGGUGAUCCGACGACAAGUCUCCAACACGCCUGCUGGGGCCACUGCGGGCUCUCCUGCCAGCCCCCCGGGAGCAAACAGCAAGACAGGACGGGCAGCCUUGGCCACCUUGAAUCGUACCAACCUACAGCGACUGGCUGUCGCCCAGUCCCGCGUACUCAUCGCCUCCGGGGUUCCCACCAUCCCAGUGAAGAAUUUAAAUGGCACCAGUCCUGUCAAUCCCGCCCUGGCAGGCAUCACCGGGAUCCUCAUGAGUGCUGCAGGGCUGCCUGUAUGCCUCACCAGGCCACCAAAGCUGGUCCUGCACCCACCCCCCGUGAGCAAGAGUGAAAUCAAGUCCAUUCCAGGGGUUUCCAACACAAGUCGCAAGACCACCAAAAAGCAAGCCAAGAAAGGUAAAACUCCAGAAGAAGUGCUGAAGAAGUAUCUGCAGAAGGUCCGGCACCCACCUGAUGAGGACUGCACUAUCUGUAUGGAGCGCCUCACAGCCCCCUCAGGCUACAAGGGUCCUCAGCCUACAGUCAAGCCUGACCUGGUGGGAAAGCUGUCCAGGUGUGGCCACAUAUAUCACAUCUACUGCCUGGUCGCCAUGUACAACAAUGGGAACAAGGAUGGAAGUCUGCAGUGCCCAACCUGCAAGACCAUCUACGGGGUGAAGACAGGCACCCAGCCUCCUGGGAAGAUGGAGUACCACCUGAUCCCGCACUCCUUGCCAGGCCACCCAGACUGUAAAACCAUCCGCAUCAUCUACAGCAUCCCCCCUGGUAUUCAGGGGCCAGAGCAUCCAAAUCCUGGGAAGAGUUUCAGUGCCCGUGGCUUCCCACGACACUGUUACCUUCCAGACAGCGAGAAAGGGAGGAAGGUUCUCAAGCUGCUGCUUGUGGCCUGGGAUCGCCGCCUCAUCUUCGCCAUCGGUACUUCCAGCACCACGGGGGAAUCAGAUACCGUCAUCUGGAAUGAGGUCCACCACAAGACAGAGUUUGGCUCUAACCUCACUGGCCACGGUUACCCAGAUGCCAAUUACCUGGAUAACGUGCUGGCUGAACUGGCUGCCCAGGGCAUCUCGGAGGACAGUACUGCCCAGGAGAAGGACUGAAGCUGGGAGACUCUUGAAGUAGGAGGGGGCCAUGGAGGGCACACAGGGAGGAGGGUCUAGGUGCCAUUUGGUGCCAUGCCUCUCAACACCCACAUCUCCCCUUCUGUCUUGUCCCUAGCCCUCACCCCUCUCAGUCUAGCAACCAGGGGGAGAUAGACUGAAUACAGUGUUGUCAUUCAUGAACCUCAUCCAAUACGAAGAGGGCAUGAGAUGAAGGCCAUGCUGGGUCGGUUCCCGUGGAGUUGUUGGUGCUGGUUAGGAUGCAAGCCUCACCCCCUCCACAUGCCCCAAUCAGGGGUAUGGUCAGCACACACAGGGUACAGACCAUGCAAGGGCACUCCACACCCCAGCCUACGAGACCCAAUGCUCCUGGCCUCAGCUAGCUUUCUUGCUGCUUCCACUCCAAAUGAGAGUGGAGUUUCACUUUUCUCUCCUCCACAGGAGGCAGGGAGCUCUCACUGUGCAAGGUUGGGGAAUGAAGGGGUGAACCACUCUCCUGUUGUAACAGCAGAAGUCAGAUGCCUCUAUGUGGAGUGAGGAAGCCCUCCCUGCUGUGAGGGUCAGAAACCUCUGGAAGCCGUAUCGACUCUCAUCAUGGUCCUUGGGCUUCUCUGGACCCUCCCCUCCUCCUCGCACCUCUGGGGUGGUUGGGCUCUGGGACGUCUCUGGGUUGGCAUUCCACAAUGCUGUUUUUAGCCCCUCUCUGAUCAAACCAGAGCCUACAUCCAUUGAGCAUCUGAACUGUCCUCAGGGAGAGGAGCCUAUAGCCUUCUUCCCAACGCAUCCCAGAUCAGCUCAAAGAUUCCAUGAGUUUCAUCAAGUCACUGUGACUGGAGCCCAUACUGGGCUUUGUGCCAUCUGUGUAUGUGUGUGGGUGUGGCAGAGCCCCAUCACAGUCCUCAUUCUGUCUUGCAUGAUGCCAGACUCUGGUUCUGAGAAGGAUUGAACAGUUGAGUUGUGGUCCUUUUGUUCACCCCAUCCCAUCAUAAGCUUAAACCUGGUGGACACAGAACUGUGCUGGAGGAGAUGUGAUGAGGUGAUGGGACUGGAUCAGAGCCAAUUCCAUCCAGUCCUUUUUACCAUGUCUUUGAUGCAGUUUUGCUCAUCAAAGCCCAGAGAUGGUGCUGACUUGGAACAGACAGGAAGCCUUGUCAGCCCGUUUCUAACUGGUUGCAGUUCCAUUAUGAUUUGGUCCAGGUUGUAUCUUCAUUGUGUCCCCAGGCCCUAAUUCCUCCCACAUAUGCCUCUUGCCUCUUAUUCUCCUUAAAGAAGGAAUUGCGGAUCAGGAAGGAUCAAGAAGGGAAAAACAAUUGCCCCUUUGAAAGUGGGUUCUUUGAGCUAUAUGUCUGGGGCAAGUUCCUCUGAUGCUCAUUUGAAUUUAUAUACCUCAUGUUCUGGAGGUUUGACGUAUACAGAUGCAUAUGUGUUUCA